AUGGCCCAAACAAAAGUUCUAUCCUUUGUCCUGCUUGCUGUCCUCAUCCUAUCCAUAGAUGUUAUGGAAGUUGUUGGUCAAGGAAAAUGUUGCCAAAACCAUCCAAGCCUUGGUGGAUGUAUACCAGGAAAAGACGAUGAUCCUGAGAGUAAUGGCAAAUGCUGGGCGUUUUGUAUAACUGAUUGUGUGAAAGGGGGUUUUUGCAAACAAGUUAGUGCAGGUCACCACGUGUGUCAUUGUUAUUGUUGA
Molecule: messenger RNA, 249 nt
Organism: Durio zibethinus
Lineage: Eukaryota; Viridiplantae; Streptophyta; Magnoliopsida; Malvales; Malvaceae
Source: RefSeq, a predicted model, not a curated record